AUGAAUGCGGCGGGCACAGCACCGCGGGGGAGCCCGACCCGGCACGGCAGGGGAGGGAAACAGGAGGGACGAGCAGGGAAGGCGGCACGCACAAGCGGCGGAGACGCAGCCGGGCACGGAGCGCGGAGGGGGGACGAUGGGAGAAAACGCAACAAGCGGGGACCCCAGCCGGGCCGCGACGCGGGGAAAGAAGCUGAGCAUAAAGGGGGGCGGGGAACGGCCGGAGGCCGCACAACAGAGAAAGGGCGGCACAGGAAGCAAAAAGAAAAGGAAAAGCAGGCCAAGGAAGGAUUGCGAGCGCCAAGGACCGGCAGGCACAAACACGCCGGGGAAGCGGCGAAAAAAGCGCGGAGGGGCGCGGGGCCCACCGCCACCGCAAAGGGAAGGGGCGCAGCCGGGGAACGGCAGGGGCCGAGAGCGCAUCGGCUGGAGGCGCAAACGACGAAGGAGCGGGAGCAGGACGAAAGGGCGGAAAGAAGCGGAACAAGGCGAACCAAGAAGGGGAGCGCAGAGGACACAGGCCGGGGCGGGGCAGCAGGGGGGCCGCAGCUGGAGGCCAAAGCGGGCGCGGGGACGACGGAGGGCGAAGGAGGAAGGAGAGGGCGGGACAUAGGGCCAAGGGAGCGGGAAGGGGAGCGACCGGGGCAGGGCAGAGGGCGGGGGGCGCAGGGGGGCGAAGCCACACAAGGCCGGAGAGAGGCGACAGCGCGGGGCGCAACGGCGAGGCGGCGAAAGAGCCCGGGGCUGCGGGAGCGGAGGGGAGGGAUCGGGAACGGCAGCGCAAGGGGGGACGUGUUAGACCGAAGAAGAAAGGGGGGGGCUAGGGCCGACUACGAAGAGCCCAGGAGGGACGGCUGCAGCGGGCAGCCGAGGAAGUGCCUGGGAGGGACGGGAGGGGAGAGGCAACAGGGAGCGGGCAGGGAGGGCGAACGACGGGGCCCGGGCGGGAUAGAAGGUCGAGGAGAUGGGGCGCAGAAAGACAGGGGGAGGAGGCGGCGCAGGAGAGCUCGAAAGGGGGGCGCGAGCCAGGACCACAGCGAGAGCACGCACAGGGCGGCGCCACGGGGCGAACGCCGCGCCGCGCAGUCGCCGAAACAGGGCCGCGGGCCAGAAAGGAGGGGCGAACGCAGCCGGACGGCAGGGAAAGAGGGCGCAAGAAGCGGGAGCAAGCAGCAGGCAGGGGAGCAGGAGAGCGCGCGCCGAGAAACGAAAACGGCGCAAGAGAGGCCGCGAAAGGAGGGAACAAGCUACGCCGGGGGCGAAGAGCGAGUGAGCGGAGCAAAACGCGAGAAGCUGAAGCGGGAGCAGAAGGCAGACAGGCCAAGAACCCCGCGGGGAAGCGAGAACAGCACGGCAAGCGAAACAGGCGGACCGCAGGGGCGCCGAAAGCAGGAAGAAAGCGGGAAGCAGAAGGCGAGGGGAAAAGGGGGGAAAAGCGAAGAGAGGCGAUAG
Molecule: messenger RNA, 1452 nt
Organism: Ipomoea nil (Japanese morning glory)
Lineage: Eukaryota; Viridiplantae; Streptophyta; Magnoliopsida; Solanales; Convolvulaceae
Product: spidroin-1-like
Exons: 1
Coding region: 1-1452 (483 amino acids)
Source: RefSeq, a predicted model, not a curated record